Messenger RNA from Rhipicephalus microplus (southern cattle tick), 1840 nucleotides. RefSeq names its product cytochrome P450 2U1. NCBI's taxonomy places the organism in Eukaryota, Metazoa, Arthropoda, Arachnida, Ixodida, Ixodidae. Gene Ontology annotation, cellular component: intracellular membrane-bounded organelle; cytoplasm. The record is from RefSeq and is a predicted model, not a curated record. Gene Ontology annotation, molecular function: iron ion binding; heme binding; oxidoreductase activity, acting on paired donors, with incorporation or reduction of molecular oxygen, reduced flavin or flavoprotein as one donor, and incorporation of one atom of oxygen. Gene Ontology annotation, biological process: xenobiotic metabolic process.
AUGCCGGUGCAGGUGGUGGCCUCAGCAGCAGGAUCGCUGGAAACCAUCACGACCAUGCUAAUACUUUUGACAUCUGUCGUGGCUUCUAUUGUACGGGCUGUCUUUUGCUUUCUCAAUGAGUGGCGGCUGUGGUGGGGUUUACCUCCAGGAAGCAAACUGCCACCUAUGCCACCAUGGACUAGCAUCCGAGGGCAUGUUGAAUUGCUUCGAGAGGAUUUCCACCGAAAGAAGUGCAUUGAGUGGGCGAAAAAGUACGGACCCGUGCUAAGGCUCAACGUAAACCUGAUGAAUGUCGUCAUUCUAAAUGAUUUUGAGAACAUCAAGAAAUUCUGCAAUACAAAAGAACUGCUCUGGCGAUCUCAUAGCUUUUCUGGUUAUCGCGACAACUACAGAGGUCUGGGUCAGUUGAAUGGAAAAGCCUGGACCGCUAACAGAAGAUUUUGUUUGUCUAUGCUACGUGACUUGGGUUUUGCAAAGACUGCUAUGGAAGGUCACAUGAUGGAAGAGUUCCGCCGCGUCGCUGACAGCAUUGGCAAUGCCAAUGGAAAGCCUCUUGAUGUGAUGGGGUGCGUGAUGCCAUGCACGUUCAACAACAUCGUAUCCUUCUUCUAUGGUGGCCUGUUCACCCACGACCACCCGACGCGCCCGAAGCUCCAUCGACUGAUCAAUCGUGUGGGCUCCACAGUGUUCUCUAACACGGCACACCAAUUCCUACCAAAGAACGUACGGCGAAUACUUGGAUGGAUUCCAUUCACCAGAGAUCACCGCAUCGCACAAGUGCUCGCAGAACUUGAUACCUUUUCCAAAGAGCAAAUCGAAGCGUACAAGUCAACGAACUACGGAGAUGAAACUGGUGACUUCAUUCAUGGGUAUACGAGAAAGAUACAAGAAUGCCAAGGGGAAUUCGAGCCUUUAUUUACGGGCGUACAAGUUUUGGAGCUUUGCGGCAUCAUCCCAGUACUCGAUCGCUCCGACACCCUCAAGCUCACUCAACCAGCCGUCAACAUUUUCAUACUGCUGUUCGUGGAAGGGGCUGGGCAUGAGCGCAUUCUGGACGACGACUACCUCGUGGGAAAUGUAAACUCUUUCCUCAUGGCUGGCACCUUCAGCACAACCACGGCAAUGACGUGGCAGAUGAUAAAUUUUGCGCAAAACCCGGAUACCGUGCAAGCGCGGGUUCAGCGUGAAAUAGAUGAUGUGAUCGGGCAAGAACGCAUACCUACGUGGGAGGACCGGAAGCGGAUGCCCUACACGAUGGCUUGCAUCUGGGAACUGGAAAGAUGGAAGACUGGUGCUCCUCUCGGCGUGGCAAGGGAAUGCGCGGAGGAUGUAGUUGUUGGUGACAUCUACAUACCGAAGGGCACAAUUGUUAUUCCGAACAUUUGGGCGGUCCACAAUGACCCUAUUCUGUGGAAAGAUCCUACGAAAUUUCACCCUGAACGCUACCUCAGUGAGGAUGGAAUGACACUUUUGCAUAAGCCGGAACAUUUAAUACCGUUCUCCAUCGGUCACCGAUCUUGCGCCGGGGAGACGUUCGCGAGAAUGGAGAUAUUUCUUAUUAUCACAUUCCUGCUUCAGAAAUAUAAUGUCACACCGGAGCAGCCAAUCAACAUCAACUUCGACAAUCCUGAUACUUCUAUCUUGAAGAUCAGCCACAUCAAGUUGCGCUUUUUACCAAGAAAUAUUCGCAAAAACCAGUGAAAUGAUAUGCGCAGCCUAGUGUGAUUUCAUAGUGUUCUGAUGUAUGUAUGACCAUUGUCUGAAGAUAGAAUAAAAAAAAGAAGUUCGCCGAUGAACUGCGAAGACCUGGUGAAAUAAAAAUAUAAAGGGCUUCGCUCAU